Chlamydomonas reinhardtii is the source of this 2295-nucleotide messenger RNA. RefSeq lists its product as uncharacterized. Lineage: Eukaryota; Viridiplantae; Chlorophyta; Chlorophyceae; Chlamydomonadales; Chlamydomonadaceae. Gene Ontology annotation, biological process: protein histidyl modification to diphthamide. Gene Ontology annotation, molecular function: metal ion binding. The record is from RefSeq and is a predicted model, not a curated record. The coding region runs from base 245 to 514 and encodes 89 amino acids. The transcript has 3 exons.
AAAGACUUAUCUGUGCGAAGCGCAUACAACUUAAACUCUAACAGGUCCUAUACUAACUUUUCCACCAUCGCUGUUUGGGCGAUUGUUCUCUGGCCUGUUCUCUGGCCGCUGACUUUGCCUGCGCUAUACGCAAACAAGCAAACCAAACGACUUAGUCGCUGAUAUUCCAUUGGGCCGCCCGCCGCAUUAGGUAGCCAGUCGCUCUAGACGCGCCAGCCAGCAGUGCAGGCGCGAGCCGCUAAAAAUGAGCUAUGAUGAGGUGGAGAUUGAGGACAUGACGUGGAACGAAAAGCUGCAAGCGUACACGUACCCGUGCCCAUGCGGCGACCUCUUCCAAAUUACCCUGGAGGAGCUGCGAGCAGGCGAGGAAAUUGCCCGAUGCCCCAGCUGCAGCCUCUACAUCACGGUCAUCUAUGACCCGGAAGAUUAUGAGAACGCAGAGCCACCAACGAGAGGAACCGACAGUAAAGUGCCUUCGGCGGCACCUCAGCCUUCUGAGGUGGAAGUCCACUGAUGACACGGAGUGCCUGCUAGGCCGACGAGUUCGGUGUAGUGGGGCGUGCUGGAUGCAUCAAGCUGCGCAUCAAUGCGGCUGAGAGUUGCAAUGCCUCUGCAGUUUGAGGCACUAUGAGCUCAACGUGCAGCACGUGGUUGCGUGCAAGGCUGCGUGCGACCCCACUAGCGCACGAGACGUGUCACAGCAAGAGACUGAAAGCAUGUUAUAGCACUUCCAAGUGGUUGCACUGGCCUGACGCGAUUGUGCAUGCUUGGACGGCGUCACAUUGCGAGUUGUGGGAUAGAAAUGCAGGAUGGCGAGCCGCAUCACUUCUGGACGGCGGGCACUUAGCAUGGGGUCCGGAGUGAUCGCACUGCGCAUGCAUUUGGCUUGAGCGACGGUUGUAGCAAGGGACGAGGUUGAGCUGAGCGAGGAGGGGCUGUCAUUUUGUUAGGCGGGGGCGCGGAGCAAUCCACCCACUGCACGCGGGUAGGACAACAUCAAAGCGAAGUAUGUAGUGAUAUCAGGUAGCAACAAUGUGUGGGCGUGGCGCAGAGGUGCCCUGCUGUGGCGCUCGGCAACUGCUCUAUCCGACCACCCACCACGCUUUUGUUGUGAGCGUGGUCGGGUGCUCUGAGGUCUGCGGGGUCGGCGCUGCAUGCAUGAAGACUGAACACGUGUUCGGGCAUGGGCCGUGCCGCAAUGCUGAAGGCCCCCAGCAUUGCACUUGUCCAUGCGGGCGGGGCGGGGGUCUUACUGGCACGACCGUGCGUACUACCAAUCAAUUAGAAAUAUGUGAGAGACUUCAUUGUAGGGUUGCAUGGCACGCAGGCACGGACUGAGGCACUGGGGUGGAUUGAUGUGCGGGACAGGCAAGCCGGGGACAGGUGAAGUGAUAUGAUAUGACCACGGCACCACUGCUGAGUGACUACAGUCGACUUCAGUGUGCAGACAUAGCUGACUUACCUGAGCACACGUGGUGCAGGUGUCAGAGUCUCACGUCUCCAUGAAGUCGGGCGUGUAUUUCUCAGAUGAGGUGCGGCGAGUAGAUGGGCGGCCGACAACUGGGCGUCUUGCCCUGCCAUGCGCCUCAUGCGCCUCCGCCUCUUAUACCAUCUGCAUAUAUUUGCAUGCAGCUGAACUGCAAAACCGCAGGCCGUUUGGAAAGCAAAAGGCCAGGGCAGAGUGGAGCCACUGAAUCGUCGGCUGCGUCACACGUCUGUCACAACGGGCGGUGCAUUGCUGCCUAGCUAGGGCGACAAGUGUUCCCCGGUCCGCGUGCGUGCUAGGGGCGCUAGGUGCAACGCAUUGCAGUGUGACAGGCCGUGAUGGGAAGGCGCGGCGUGCAUGUGCGUAGAGGGGGCGGGCGUGCUGUCUUUGUUACUAAGCAUUGAACGCAGCACCGGCGGGUUGUGUGCGCGUGUGUGUUAGGGACGCUAAGUGCAGCGCGUGCGAGUGUGACGGGGUGUGAGGGGAAGGCUUGGUGUGCGUGUGCGCAGAGGGGGCGGGCGUGCUGUCUUUGCUAUGAACCAUGGACGCAGCACUGGCAGGUUGUGUGCGCGUGUGUGCUAGGGGCACUACGUGCAACGCAUUGCAGUGUGACAGGCCGUGAUGGGAAGGCGCGGCGUGCGUGUGCGUAGAGGGGACGGGGCUGGGGCCAUGUCGAUAGGGCGAAAAAAUGUCAACCUGCUACGGCGCCGCUGCCCUGGCAUUUAAUCUGGGCUGAUGGCUAACCUCUGGCUAGGCGCUGGAGAGGCAGAGGAGGGGCCUGGGCCGAAAACGUGUAACACGUAGCAUGG